AUGCAGAGUUUCAUAAUUGAUUAUAUCAAUUAUAAACUUCCUAUUUGGGCAGCUAAUGCAGUUCAUGCUAAGUAUAAAUUCACUAGGGACGUUCAGUAUAUAGUCAAAAAUGGAAAAAUUCUUCCUUUGGAUUAUAUAAAUACAGGUGUUACUCAAAUUAAUACUUAGUACUAAGACGGUAUCCACUAAUUCUUGUAAUUAAAAGAAAAGGUUCCUUUAACGAAUUUAAAUCUUGUUACUAAUUAUUCAUCAAACAUUAAUUUUUUCAGGAGAUAUCAUUCAAACCUUUAUGGACUGACAGGGACCUUAGGAACAGAAAAUAUUCGUAAUUUUCUUAACGAGACUUACAGUGUUGAUUUUCUUUACAUUCCACCUUUCAAGAAAAGAUAACUAACAGAGCUAUUUCCUUACUUGGAAGAAAAUAAAUAAAAAUGGUAAAAAAAAGUUGCUUAAGAUGUUGAAUGGGCUUGUAUUGAACAGUAAAGAUGCUGCUUGGUCAUCUGCAAAAGUAUUAAAGAUGUUGAUGAAAUUUACAAACUUAUUACAGAUAGAAAAGCAAUAAAAUCUCAGUUUAUAUAUAGAUACAUUGAUUCUGAAGACAGUGAAUCAGAAAGAGAAAUUUAAAAAUAUACUAAACCAGGCUAUGUUAUUAUAUCAACUAAUCUCGCAGGAAGAGGCUGUGAUUUAAAAAUACCAGAUAUAGUUGAGUAAAAAGGAGGAUUGCAUGUCAUAGUUACUUUUAUUCCUGAAAACUCUAGAGUACUUGAAUAAGCUUUUGGAAGGGCAGGUAGGUAAGGCUAAAAGGGUUCUGCAAGAAUGAUAAUUGAAAGCAGCAUUCUCAAUCAGCUAAAAAAAUAUUUGAACAUAUAAGAUGAUACCGAUGGAGAAUAUUUUAAAUAAAAACUCAGUGUAGAAUUGAAAAAUUAAAUUUUGAAGAAAAUAGAAGAAGAGGAAAAACAUUAGCUUUCAAUCGCUAAAGAAGAAGUCAAAAAAAUAGAAGAAUAAGAUGAGCUCUUUAAAAGAUUUUCAAACCAAAUUAACAGCUGGAAAAUUAAUUACAAAGAAGAUUAUCUUAUCUUUAAAGCUCUUGAGUUUAGAUUUGGGCUUUUUUUAGACAUCCUAAAUGAAAAACAAAAGAAAGAUCUCAAUGAAAUGUAAUAAAUGCAAGAAUCAGGAAGCAAAAGUUUAUUGUAUUUCAAAAAAGACAUUGAAAAAUUUUUCUCAGAUAUUGAAAAAGAUUACAAAUAAGGUUAAAUACUUAUUAAGCCAGAAGAUUUGUUAUACAAAAGUUGCAUUUCUUUAAUGAAAAAAGAAGAUUCAGCUUCUGAACUAAUAUAAUAAGCAAAACAUAUGGAUUAGCAAAAUCCUAUUCCUCACUAUCAAUAAAUUAUUAGCCACAUUUAGAAUAAAGAAUUUAAUAAAAUUGAACCAGAGUACAAACAAUUUAGAGAAAAGAUAGAAAUCAAAAAAGAAGAGCACUCUAUGUUGAGAGUAGCAGUGUAAAAUAGUAAAUAAAUACGAUAAUAAUAGUUAAGAAAUUAAUUAGAAUAAGAAAUUAAUCUACUUGGUAACAUAGAGUAAGAUCUUUUUCAAUUUAACUAGGAGCUUAAUAUCUAACCAAUUCAAUUUCAGCAAUUUCAAAAUUAAGCAUUUCAGGCAAGGAAUUUGAAUUUAAGUUCGUUAAAUAACUUACAAAAUAAUUUGAAUCUACCAUAAUAGUAAAAAUAUAUGAUUUAAAAACUUAAAUUAGAGUAAAUCGAAAACUAAAAAUAAGUAAUAAAGGAUUUAUAAAUAAAAUUAGAUGAAUUAAAAACAAAUGAAAAGUAAUUAGAAAUUAAUAUGAUUAAUGAUGAGAAACAUCUAUAAGUUUAUUAAGCUAUUUCUAAAUAACUUGAAGAAAAUCUUUCAUAAUUAAAUAAAAUAAGUGGAUCAGAAGAUUAUGAAAUUAAUGUUGAUUUCGAAAAUGCUUCAGAACUUAAAACUUACAUGCCAGAUUAUGAUGGACUCUUCCAAGAUAUCACAGAAUUAGAAUAAAUGUUGGCUAAUGACGGAUUACCCUUAAUUGGAAAAGUUUAAGCUAAAAAAAAGAAAAAGAGAUUUUGGGGAUGGAUAGUUAAAUUGGUAGCUGGGGUUGUAUAAAUUGUUGUUGGAGCAGCUCUAACUUACUUUUCUGCUGGGGCUGCCUCUAGUGUAGGAAUAAGUUUGAUAUUUGAGGGAUGUGUGGAUGUGUUUCAAGCAAUUAAAGCUGGUAUUAAUAACGAAGAUGUAGAUUUAGGUUAGUACUUUUAAAAUAAGGUUGUGUCUCUAUCACUCGCAUGCGCCUUAGCUGGCUCAUAAGCUCUAGCUGAAACUGGUUAGCUUUUUAAAUAGGGUGCUGAGUAUGCAGCUAAAAAUGGUAUUUUGAACUCGACUAAAAAGUUACUUUCUUCAGAAGUAAUAUUGGGUGGACUGAAAAAAGCUGGAUAAAAAGCUAUCGAGCUUAAUAAUAUUUAAAUGAUUGGCGGCCUUAUAUCAGCAAGAAUGUAAUAAACAGAUAUAAGGUAGAAAACUUAAGAAUAAGUAAAUUAGGAAGAUGAACAAGAAUAAAUUAAUGAAGAACAAAAGCAAAAUUUUUAAAAAAAAUUAGAAUAAAUUAAAAAAUCGAAAGAAUUAAAAAAUUAAUUUAUUAACAUCCAAGAAAAAGAAAGAUAGUACCAAUAAUUCUUAGAAUCAAUACGUGAUGAAGUUGAAAGGAUUGCCAAUUAAGAAGUUAGGAUGAAUUAUUCAGAUAUCUUAACAUAAUUAGUAUUUCUUAUUAAAUCUAACCCAGAAAAUAAAAGCAAGAUAGAAAAUCUUUUAAAUUACAGUUACUUAUCAAUUGACAUUGAAAAAAAAGACUAAAUAUUUGAAAAUGCUAGCUAAGCCCUUAUUUAAUCUAAUUUUAAUAGAACAAAGGCUUUGAUUAAUCUUAAACCUUGCUUACAAUAAUUACUAGAUGAGCUGUUUAUGAAAGUUGAUGAAAAAAUGAGUACUAAAGUUUCUAUUUUUAAAUUUAUUUUAGAGAAAGCAAUGACUUAAUAUGCUUAAAAAAGAAAGUAAUAUCUUGAAGACUCAGUAAAUAAUUUUAAUCAAUUAUAAAUAAAUGUUGAUUAAUAAAUGUAAAAAUAAAAAAAAACAUUUGAAUAAGAAGUUUAAAGCCUCAAAAAUUCAUAAUAAUUAAUUUAAAAUAGGCAUUAAAAUAUAGAAUAAAGAUAAAAUGAAUUAAAAAACAUGAGUUAUGGUUUGAAUUAAUAUGAUUAAUAUGCAGUUAAUAAUUAUAAUUAGUAAGUACGAAAUUUGACUUAGGAAAUAGAUAAUUUUAACAAUGAAUAGUAACAAAAUAAUUUAAAAGUUUAACAGAUUUAAAACUAUUAGCAAAUGCUAGUUAAUGAAGCAAAAUAGAAAGAAAAUCUACUUAAAAAUGAACAAUAAAAAAUCUAAAAUCUUUAAUUUUCUAUAAAAAAAGAAAUAGAAAACUUAGUUUAAAAAAUUUAAGAAUAAUAGACUUAAAAAAGGUAUGAAGAUAUCUUGAUAAGUAUGUAAGUAUUUAAUUCAGACAAAAUUACUUUAAAUAGGGGAUUUUAUAAAAAAACACUUUUAGAAAAUGAAUUAAAUAAUAUUUUUGGUAACCGCUAAUUUUCAAGUGAGAUAGUUAGUUACAUCUUUUCAUAAUAGUUUUAAGCUGAAUAGACAAAAAUACUUUAACUAAAAGAAGAGUUUAUUGAAUAUGUGACUGAGAAAACUAACGAUAGAGUUAUUAUGCCAAUGCUCCAACAAGCUUAUAAUAAGUUAAUUAAAUAAGAUAUUACAUUAGCUGAGUCUAGAAUUAAAUAGUUAGCAGAAGAAAUCAAUAAAAACUAAUGA
Messenger RNA from Tetrahymena thermophila SB210, 3882 nucleotides. Its product is annotated as helicase carboxy-terminal domain protein. The record is from RefSeq and is a predicted model, not a curated record. The transcript has a single exon. Gene Ontology annotation, biological process: protein import; protein targeting. Gene Ontology annotation, molecular function: ATP binding; ABC-type protein transporter activity. NCBI's taxonomy places the organism in Eukaryota, Ciliophora, Oligohymenophorea, Hymenostomatida, Tetrahymenidae. Gene Ontology annotation, cellular component: membrane.